Molecule: messenger RNA, 3235 nt
Organism: Coprinopsis cinerea okayama7#130
Lineage: Eukaryota; Fungi; Basidiomycota; Agaricomycetes; Agaricales; Psathyrellaceae
Exons: 12
Coding region: 74-3235 (1053 amino acids)
Biological process (GO): positive regulation of GTPase activity; Ras protein signal transduction
Cellular component (GO): plasma membrane
Molecular function (GO): guanyl-nucleotide exchange factor activity
Source: RefSeq, a predicted model, not a curated record
AUCGUCCUGAAUGACUGUUGCUCAUGAACUCCCGAUCGUAGCACCGUUACCCCCGCUGGAAUUACCGUCCUCAAUGUCAACAACAACAAAAGAACAAUCCCACAACAUCAAUUCCCCACCGCCCGACGCCCCAGACAACUUCUCGACACCACCGACGUCCACCCUCAACGACAAGGACAACCACCCAUCGCGCCUCCUCUCCCCGCCCACAAACCUCUUGCGCAAAUCAAUUUCCGUCGACUCAUUCGUCGCCGCCAGCCAUAACCCUUCUCGCCCUUCCAAACAUCCACCAGAGCCUGAACCUUCACGCAGCCGGGGAUAUAGUGCAGCCCCGCAGCCCAAAGUUGACAGGAACUAUCCGUGGUCUGGCCGAAAUCGAGGCGCCAGUGUCAGCUCCGUGCGAGAGGACGAUGACUCCCCGUCCUUCCUCGACUCCGAUGUCGAACGGUUCGAUCCACAUGUACCAAUAGACCGUUUUCGACACGCGUCACUCAAGGGUCAAGAAGCCCAACGGCCUGUUAUUCGUGGAGGCGAACUGCCUCUUCCUUCCAGAACUCAGGGCUUGAGUGCCGCCUCGAGCAUGAGCAGCGUCCUGACCGCUUCUUCCAGUUCAAGCCCACGAGACCCACAGUCCCUUCCCCGCACCCUAUCAUCUUUGCAACCCUCUAUGCGGCCCCAUCAGCCAACGAAAAAGGAACAUUUUGGGAGGGCGCGGAGCGGGAGUCUGGGCGUCUAUACACCCGCAGUCCAUGAGUCCAGGCGGAUGACAAUUAACACUCACGUCAGCAUGUCAAAGCCAGCACACACUAUCACUUUGGCAAUUAUCGGCACAGCGAGCUGCGGAAAAUCCUCCGUCAUUCGGAAAGGGCUGGCCAAUUAUUCCUUAUCUGAGGCCGCGACCUCGCAUGCCCCUGAUAACCCCGUCAUUCGAUAUACUCAGCGCACGGGUCGCAUACCAUCCGAAUCGUCAGCCGACUGUCUCUUACAUGCCGUAGAGAUUGACGUUCCUUCAUCCAUAACAGCUCUCCCUCCACUCCCUAAAGAUCUGCCUGCUCUGGAUGGAGUGAUUAUUUGCUACGAUUCGUCAAAUGCCACUUCAUUCCAACCCGUUGAAAUGCUGCUCAAAGGGUACCGGGCGAAGAAGUUACCGAUCAUUGUUCUGGCCUGCAAGACUGAUCUUGAGCGCCGCAUAGAGCCAGAUCGCGCCUCGGAACUUCUCCAAGAGUAUGAUGUAGGGUUAGUAGAGGUGACCAGCACUCAGGACAGUGGUAAAGGGAAGAUGCGUCAGUCGUUCGAUUGGCUUGUCAAGGCUGUUUUUCAAUCCCAGACCGGUGAUGACAGGAAUCCAGCAUCUCCAGAGUUCUUGCGCAACCCUGGCCAUCCAUGGGAACCGUCACGGACAACAACACCAACAGCCUUCACCUCUCAGGGCGUCAGCACUGUCCCCUUUGGUCCCUCGAUAUCAACAGGGGGAUCAUCUGUAUCUACAUCCAUCGCCUCGAUAUCACCUACUUCGCCCGUGCGAGUUCGCUCAACCGGAGAUUUGUUGUAUGAGAAGGAGAGAACACGCCUGCGUUCUGCACCGUCGGAACCCCAGCCUCCUCCGCCAGAUCUCCUACCCCGCCCCCGUCACAGCAGUGAGGUUCAAGCAGAUUCGAAGGAUCACAAAGUGCAAUCCGCACCUUCCAAUGGAAUACCCCCGGCCCCGGAGGUCAGACAAGAAAGACCCAAAAAGGAUCCACCUCAAGCUCAAUGGGCAACCUUGGACGAGCUACUUGAUAAACUGCUGUUCUUGGCAGUCAGCGGUGAUGACCCCGCAUUCAUUUCUCACUUUCUCCUUACCUAUCGGCGAUUCGCUACCCCACGGAGCGUGUUGCUGGCGAUGCAGAAGCGGAUGCGCCAGUUGGACAACCCUUCUGGAGAUCCCAUGUUUGCCUGCUUUGCCCAGAUGAGGAUAUGUCAUCUACUGGAAACAUGGAUUCGGGAUUACCCAGACGACUUUGCGGUGAAAGGGACAGCAGGUGCCCUCAACGCAUUGAUCAAGUCGAUUAUUUCCAAAACACAUCUUCUCCACUAUGGCUCCGAAUUCUUGCCCUUCCUCGAGAUGCUACCUUCGAGAUCGGAUCACGACUCUCCAUGGGCUCUCAAGGGUGAGGUAUCCGCGGAUGAGAGCGAUGAUUCCUACAGCUUCAUGGAGGAUGAAGAGGACGACGUCGAAUCUCCGCCGCGGGAUGCGACAGAGUCUCCUACGUCAAGCAAAUCCGCAACGCAAGACCAGUCUCCCCCGUCCAAUCUGCGAGAGCGCAAAUCUAGUCUUCCAUUGACCAAGUCCAUUCUUGGUGGAAGUUCCGCCAAUUCAACCGAUCCUUCCCCGAAACAGCAGCUCAAGGACCUCACCAAACUUGCUCAAGAUGUCCUGAAUUGUGACUCAGAGGAAAUCGCCCAGGAAAUCACCCGUCAGUGGGUAAAGCGAUUCAUGGAGAUCAAGCCGAGGGACUGGCUUCACUACACCUUUAUCUCGAACAAAAAACCUGAUAAUGAUCCCAUUACGGCCUUCAAUGUAGUUUCGGCUCACCUUGCCGACUGGGUCAUCUCGCUGAUACUGUGUCACGAUCGUCCCCGUCAUCGAGCGCGCCAAGUGGAGAAAUUCGUGGACAUUGCACAUCGCUUGCGAAUGUUGAACAAUUACUCUGCUCUACGCGCCGUCGUCGCGGGCAUCAACAGCGCUACCUUCCCCGGUGACGAGACAAUGGAGAUAUUCAAGUCCAGGUCUCCAGAACAGGCGAAGAAUUUGCAAUCCUUCGACGUCCUCCUUCAGCAAAUCAGAGCCCAUCGCGCCUACCGGUUAGCAUUGAGGAAUUCGAAGGGCGCUUGUAUCCCCGCUAUGGAGGUUCAUAUGUCUGAUCUCAUCCGAGCCAACGAAGGUAACGGAGAUUUCAACGAUGCAGACCCUUCGAAGAUACAUUGGGGGAAGUUCAAUAUGAUGGGUCGGUUCGUGGACACCACCACUCAGUGCCAGAUCCAAUGCAGCAAUUCCAACGACUACGACUUUCCCGAGAGGCCGGCAGUGGCUGAGCUGUUCGUGAAGCGACCUGUGAUGAGUCCGGAGUCAUCGCUGCAGCUUCAGAAAGCGAGACUGGCUUUGCUCGAUUCUGACUUUGAUGACUCGAAACCAAGCAACUCCAAUCAGGCAAAGUCAGAUAUCACCGGUUUGCGCAAGAUGUUCUUCUGGUGA